UAUCCUCAAAAUACAGAGAACCGUUUAUUUUUUCCGGGGGUAUAUAUUGCUUUAAACAGAAAUGAGAUCGGUUCGGGUUUCUUUUUUAAAUCGAACAGGGGUGUGGGUGAAGAUAAUGAAAUAAACUACACCCACAUCAUCAUCCCACAUCACCCCCCACCCAAACCUUGCUUGCUCAAAAUUUUGUCUAUUUCGAAAAGAAAAAGUGCAACUAUAAAAUAAGUGGUUUUAUGUAAAUUGUAGAGCUUUUCACGCUGCAUCUUAUGGUAUAAUAUAUGGAAAAAGUUCUUAGAAAUUUUUCUAUUUAUAUCGAUAGGAAAAUUGCAGCGAACUUUUUUCCCAUAUCUUAGGUUUUGGAAUGAUUGGAUGCGAUUACCCGAACAACGUCGUGAUGGUGCUUGUAUUCGACCAGAAAUUUCACGUACAGUCAUAUCACCAGAAAGCCAAAAGACGUCACGUAUUGAUGCUUGUCCAGUUAUUACUAUAUUUGAUUUAAGUCAUUUGAAAAACGAUAUGAAAUGUGCUCAAUUAUGUCAUAGUAAUAAUAAAGAAUUUGUGGCGAUUGUUGAUACAUUAGAAAUAAUGAAUGAUUUAAAAAUUUAUUCGGACAAAGAUAUCGAAAAAUCAAAAAUUCGUCUUGAACAAUUUGAUCUUGGUUCAAAGGAAAGUGAUAUAGUUGAGAAUAUUGAAUUUGAUUUACCACCAUUAGAAAGUCAAGAUUUAAAUGAAUAUUUUGAAAUUAUUCCACGAAAACAAUCGAAACCAUAUAUUUCUCUAAUUAAUCAAUUAAUUAAGACUCAUAUUCUACCAAAACCAACGCAAUGGAAAUAUGCUAAACGAUGGACAAAAAUAAGUUUACAUAUAAUGUAUUCGGGUUUUACACAUGCACAACGAAUGCAAUAUCAAGCAUUUGAAAAAGAUUCAUCAUUAAAAAUAAAUGAGAAAGAUGAUGUAUUGAAAGAAAACGAUCUCGAUAAAAAUAGUUCAAAUAAUCUUGUAUCUAUACAUAAACUUUAUUGUAAACCAAGAGGAGUACCAUUAGGUAAACCAAUGCAACAAGUAUUUAUUGAUGGGAAUAUUUUUCAUGUUCGAAAACAUUUUCAGACAAAGCGAUUUUCAUCAGAAAAUAUUUUUUGUCGAUUUUGUUGA
Molecule: messenger RNA, 1149 nt
Organism: Rotaria sordida
Lineage: Eukaryota; Metazoa; Rotifera; Eurotatoria; Philodinida; Philodinidae
Source: the annotation of a GenBank genome assembly